Lotus japonicus is the source of this 7548-nucleotide messenger RNA. Its product is annotated as mediator of RNA polymerase II transcription subunit 12-like. The transcript is spliced from 14 exons. Gene Ontology annotation, molecular function: transcription coregulator activity. The record is from RefSeq and is a predicted model, not a curated record. Gene Ontology annotation, biological process: regulation of transcription by RNA polymerase II. Gene Ontology annotation, cellular component: mediator complex. Lineage: Eukaryota; Viridiplantae; Streptophyta; Magnoliopsida; Fabales; Fabaceae. Bases 339 to 6998 code for a protein of 2219 amino acids.
UUAUUCCUACCAGAGGAAGCAACAACAACAGAGACAUCAUCAUCGUCGUCCUCAUCAACACCCAGAAGCUCAAAGAGUCAAAGCCUCUCAUAGCUUCAAAUCCUGAUUCUUCACAACCCCUUUUCUUCCUCUUUCGUCAACCCAUUCACUCAAAGUUUCGAUUUUUUUCUUCUAAGCUUUCUGCUGCCUCUUAUAUUUUAUUACUUCAGAUAUGGAUUGGAGUUAUAAUUCUGGCUUCUACAAAAUGGAUAGUCACACGUUUUUAUUCUGUUUAGCUAUUACGGCUACUUGCAGUGGUAUGAUGCUGAGGGAAGUAUGCCGGUUAUAGUUGAGGGGAAAUGCAUAGGUAUCAUGCUGGCAGCUGCACUAGUGCAGUUAAUAACAAUAAAAUAGGCGGACCAUCUGCUAGGGACACUGGAAGAUCCGAUUCAUCUUCUUUGCCAGCUAACUUCCCUGUAAGUUCAAGGCGACAACCACCGCUAAACCCAUACAAGUUGAAGUGUGAUAGAGAACCUUUGAACUCUAGGCUUGGGGCCCCAGAUUUUCUUCCCCAAACACCAAAUUGUCCUGAGGAGACUCUGACCAGAGAGUAUUUGCAAUCUGGAUACAGGGAUACAGUUGAGGGACUUGAGGAAGCUAGAGAAAUUUCACUGACCCAGGUUCCACAUUUUAACAAGGCAGUUGUCCUUAGUUGCAAAGAGGCUGUUAGAAAACGUCUCAGGGCCAUCAAUGAGUCUCGUGCUCAGAAGAGGAAGGCUGGCCAAGUAUAUGGUGUGCCUCUUUCAGGAGGACAACUUGCUAAGCCUGGCGUUUUUCCUGAACUUAGGCCAUGUGGUGAGGACUUCUGGAAGAAAUGGAUUGAGGGCUUAUCUCAACAGCACAAGCGAUUGCGCACUUUGGCUGAUCAUGUUCCUCAUGGUUAUAAAAAGGCAUCGCUUUUAGAGGUUCUUAUCAGGAAUAAUGUUCCACUGCUGAGGGCCACCUGGUUUAUAAAGGUUACUUAUCUCAAUCAGGUUAGACCAGGUUCUGUUGGUACCUCUUCUGGGACUGUUCAGCUGUCUCGUUCUGAGAUUUGGACCAAAGAUGUUAUCAGUUACUUGCAAACUCUUCUGGAUGAAUUUUUCUCGAAAAAUAUUUCUCAUGCUACUCCUCUUAGUCGAGAGAGAUCACCACAAGUGCCUUAUACUGGAACUCUGCAACACAAAAGUGAUGCAUUAUUAUCUGUUUCUGAUGGUGAAGAGCCAUCCUUACAUUUUAGAUGGUGGUAUAUUGUCCGGCUUCUGCAAUGGCAUCAUGCUGAAGGGCUGAUUCUUCCUUCUCUUGUCAUUGAUUGGGUUUUGAGUCAACUACAGGAAAAAGUACUGCUUGAGGUUUGGCAGCUGUUAUUGCCUAUUAUAUAUGGCUUUCUAGAAACUGCUGUUCUAUCUCAAACCUAUGUACGCACUCUUGCUGGAAUUGCGCUUCGCACCAUCCGUGAUCCUGCUCCAGGUGGAUCAGAUCUAGUAGAUAAUUCCAGGAGGGCAUAUACAACCUAUGCCCUGAUUGAGAUGCUCCGGUAUUUAAUACUUGCGGUGCCAGAUACUUUUGUUGCUUUGGAUUGCUUUCCAUUGCCAUCCCCUGUAAUCUCACAUGCAAAAAAUGAUGGCAAUUUUGUACUAAAACCAACUGAAGCUCCGGGAAAGACGAAAAAUAGUUCAGAUGAUUUUGGCCGCAUUAUUUUGUGCAUUCAGAAACAUACAGAAGAUCUUGCAAAGGCUGCAAGCCCAGGCCACCCAGGUCUCUGUCCGGCUAAAGUUGCAAAAGCCUUGGAUAAAUCUCUUAUGCUUGGUGAUUUACAUGUAGCAUAUAAGCUUAUUUUUGAAGAUCUUUGUGAUGGAACUGUAUCUGAAGGUUGGGUUGCAAAAGUUAGCCCUUGCUUAAGGUUAUCUCUGAAAUGGUUUGGGACUGUAAAUACAUCACUUAUAUGUUCAGUGUUCUUCCUUUGUGAGUGGGCAACAUGUGAUUUCAGGGAUGUCCGCACUACCCCUCCUUGUGACAUAAAGUUUACAGGUAGGAAAGAUCUUUCCCAAGUGCAUGUAGCAGUUAGACUUUUAAAGAUGAAGAUGGGGGAUAUGAAGAGCAUUCACAGAGCCAAUCAUGUUGCAAAAUAUUCAAGUCAAGGGAAUAAUUGGAAUCACGUGGGGAACAAAUCCAAAUUAAAAUCUAGUUCAAACCAGAGUACUAAUUCUUCAGUCAUAUUUGAAAGCCCAGGUCCUCUUCAUGAUAUUAUAGUUUGUUGGAUUGAUCAGCAUGUGGUGCAUAAAGGCGAAGGUCUCAAGCGCUUACAUUUAUUUUUAGUGGAACUAAUUUGUGCAGGCAUCUUUUACCCCUUGGCGUAUGUACGCCAACUGAUUGUAAGUGGGAUCAUGGAUAUGAGAGGGAAUGUGAUUGACCGGGAACAAUCGAAGAGACACUAUCACAUCUUAAAGCAGCUACCCGGGCGCUUUAUCCAUGAUGCUUUGGAAGAAUCUGGGAUUGUUGAAGGGCCGCAACUAGUUGAAGCCUUGCGAGUUUACUUGAAUGAACGCCGGCUUAUACUUCGUCCUUUGAGUGAGCACCAUGAUGAUGCCAGCAGUGCCAAAAUAUCUGCUUUGAAGCGAAAACAAUAUCCAGCUUCUACUGAGCAGGGGAAAACUGUUAUUUCUAACACAAUAUCUUCUAGAAAUGUGAAGGAUGAUGCUAGCACUGAUGAACUGAAAUCAGCCAUCUCAGUACUCUUACAGCUGCCUAAUAGUUUAUUGAAUUUGAGCACUACAGGACGUGAUGCAUCUGAAGGUGGUGAUAGAAGACCUACCUUGUCUCAUUACAGCAAGAUUGAUCCGGUGGAGGGUACACCUGGAUGUGAAGAAUGUAGACGAGCAAAGAGGCAAAAGUUGAGUGAGGAAAGAAACUCAUUUGUUCAAGGUCAGUCUACAGUUUUAUGUGAUGAUGACGAUACUUGGUGGGUGAAGAAGGGGAUGAAACCCUCAGAGCCUAUCAAAGUUGAUCAACCACAAAAGUCAACCAAGCAGGUUACCAAGAGUCGACAGAAGAAUGUGCGUAAAAUGAGUCUUUCUCAACUGGCAGCUUCUAGAAUUGAAGGUAGCCAAGGGGCAUCAUCUAGUCAUGUGUGCGAUAAUAAGGUUAGCUGUCCUCACCAUAGAAAUCCUAUGGAUGGUGAUGCGCCGAGUUCUGCAGGUAACAUCCGAACAAGUCAUAUUGGGGAUGUUGUUUCCAUUGGCAAAGCACUGAAGCGCCUUCGCUUUGUUGAGAAAAGGGUUGUGGCAGUUUGGCUAGUGACUGUUGUUCGGCAGAUGGUUGAAGAGUCUGAAAAAAGUGUUGGUAAAGUUGGUCAAUUUGGCAGGCCUUAUUCUACUGUGGAUGAUAGAAGCUCAAUAAGGUGGAAACUUGGUGAGGAUGAACUUUCUGCAAUACUUUAUUUGAUGGAUAUCUCUGAUGAUUCGGUAUCAGCUGUCAAGUUUCUCCUCUGGUUGAUGCCAAAGGUUCUCAGUAGUCCCAAUUCUACAAUUCAUAGUGGGAGGAAUGUUCUGAUGUUGCAAAGGAGUGUGGAAAACCAAGCUUGUCAUGUGGGAGAGGCUUUUCUGCUAUCGUCACUCAGAAGGUAUGAGAAUAUUCUUGUUGCAGCAGACCUUAUUCCUGAAGCUUUGUCGUCUGCAAUGCUUCGUGCUUCCACUAUUAUUGCAUCUAAUGGAAGAGUUUCGGGUUCAGGAGCUCUAUCUUUUACUAGGUAUUUAUUGAAAAAAUACAGUAAUGUGGCUAGUGUCAUUGAAUGGGAGAAAAUUUUUAAGGCAACUUGUGAUGCAAGACUUUCUUCCGAACUUGAGUCUGGUAGGUCAGUAGAUGGAGAGUUGGGGGUGGCCCUUGGAGUUCCUGCAGGGGUUGAGGACCCUGAUGAUUUUUUCCGCCAAAAGAUUAGUGGUGGUCGGUUACCAUCCAGAGUAGGUGCAGGCAUGAGAGACAUUGUACAGCGUAAUGUUGAAGAUGCGUUCCACUAUCUUUUUGGAAAAGAUAGAAAGUUCUUUACUGCUGAGACACCAAAAGACCCUGCUUUAGAAAAAUGGGAUAAUGGACAUCAAAUUGCUCAACAAAUUGUUGUGGGUCUAAUAGACUGCAUAAGGAAGACAGGUGGUGCUGCUCAAGAAGGGGAUCCCUCCUUGGUAUGUUCUGCUGUUUCUGCAAUUGUUGGCAGUAUUGGUCCGUCUUUGGCAAAAUUGCCUGAUUUUUCAUCUGGCAAUAAUCAUUCAAAUAUAAUAUCAACAACAAGUUCACUGAACUAUGCCAGAUGCAUUCUGCGAAUGCAUAUAACCUGCCUGUGCCUGCUCAAGGAAGCCCUGGGAGAACGCCAAAGCCGUGUAUUUGAUAUUGCUCUUGCAACCGAAGCUUCUACUGCUCUUGCUGGUGUUUUUGCUCCUAGUAAAGCAUCCCGAGCUCAGUUUCAAAUGUCUCCGGAAGCCCAUGAUAUUAAUGCCACUAUUUCAAAUGACGUGGGAAAUAACUCUAAUAAAGUUGUGCUUGCAAAAACAACAAAAAUUGCUGCUGCUGUUUCAGCACUUGUUGUUGGUGCAGUUAUAUAUGGUGUUACCAGCCUGGAAAGAAUGGUAACUGUUCUCAGAUUAAAGGAGGGGCUGGACGUAAUACAAUUUGUAAGAAGCACAAGAUCCAAUUCAAAUGGAAAUGCUCGUUCCGUUGGGGCUUUUAAGGUGGACAAUUUGAUUGAAGUUCAUGUCCAUUGGUUUAGAUUGCUUGUUGGUAACUGCAGAACCCUCUGUGAAGGAUUAGUGGUGGAUCUUUUGGGUGAACCAUCUAUUUUAGCACUGUCAAGGAUGCAACGUAUGCUUCCUCUAAGUUUGGUCUUUCCACCUGCCUAUUCCAUAUUUGCCUUUAUUAAAUGGCGGCCCUUCAUUCUGAAUGCUACUGUUGCAGUUCGUGAAGACAUGAACCAAAUUCAUCAGUCUUUAAUUGUUGCCAUAACUGAUGCAAUAAAACAUUUACCUUUUCGAGAUGUAUGUUUUAGAGACUGUCAGGGUCUUUAUGAUCUUAUGGCUGCAGAUGCAACUGAUGCUGAAUUUGCGACCUUGCUAGAGUUGAAUGGCUCUGAUAUGCAAUUAAAAUCAACUGCAUUUGUUCCUCUCCGAUCUAGGCUUUUUCUGAAUGCCAUGAUUGAUUGUAAGAUGCCACAAUCUAUUUAUACUAAGGAUGAUGGGAGCCGGAUCUCUGGACCUGGUGAAUAUAAAACUAAGUCUAAAGAUGGUGAGUCUAAGCUUCAGGAUAAGCUUGUGCAUGUUUUGGAUACCUUGCAGCCUGCCAAAUUCCACUGGCAGUGGGUUGCACUCAGGUUGCUUUUAAAUGAACAAGCCCUUGUUGAAAAACUGGAGACACAUGACAUGUCCAUAGCUGAUGCUAUAAAGUUUUCCUCACCUAGCCCAGAGAAGGCUGCUGCUGCUUCUGAGAAUGAGAACAAUUUUAUUCAAAUACUUCUCACAAGGUUACUGGUUAGACCUGAUGCCGCACCCCUUUUUUCGGAGUUGAUCCAUCUCUUUGGCAAGUCACUAGAGGAUUCAAUGUUGAAGCAAGCUAAGUGGUUCCUUGGAGGCCAAGAUGUCCUCUUUGGUCGGAAGACCAUUAGACAAAGGCUUCAUAACAUUGCUGAGAGCAAAGGACUUCCUAUUAAGACCCAAUUUUGGGAGCCAUGGGGUUGGUGCAGUCCAUGUACAGAACAAGCUACUAUCAAAGGGAGUAAAAAGAAGUUUGAUACUACAUCUCUUGAAGAAGGAGAAGUUGAAGAGGGAAUUCUGAAAAGGUGCCUAAAAGGCUCCUCUAAAGUGAUUGACUCUGAAAGCUCAAGCAGUAAUCAGCAGCACGUGACUGAGAGAGCUCUUAUUGAGUUGCUUCUUCCUUGCAUUGAUCAAAGCUCUGAUGAAUCCUGCAAUUCUUUUGCAAAUGACUUGAUGAAACAGUUAAGUUAUAUUGAGCUACAAAUAGCUGCUGUUACAGGUGGAAGUAAGCCUGGGGGAAGUACUCCUCCUGGAAUUGAAGGUCAGACAAGUAAAGUAAAUAACCGCAAAUCACUGAGAGGGGGCAGUCCUGGAUUAGCUAGACGAGCAACUGUUGCAAUAGAUUCUUCUCCACCAUGUCCUGCAGCUUUACGUGCUUCUAUGUCAUUACGUUUGCAGUUACUCCUUAGAUUUCUUCCCAUUCUUUGCACUGACAGACAGCCAUCUGUGCGGAACAUGAGACAUUUUCUGGCCCCUGUAAUUCUUCGUCUCCUUGGUAGUCGGGUUGUGCAUGAUGAUGCAGACAUUUUGGCGAAGCGGGAGGUGGAUCCAUCUUCUGAAGCUGCUUCUGCCUCACUUGUAGAUUCUUCUGCCAAGGGUCUAUUUGAUCGUCUGCUGUUGGUUUUGCAUGGAUUGUUGAGUAGCUAUCCUCCAUGCUGGCUUAGGCUGAAACCUGUUUCAAAGUCUACCAAUGAACCUACAAGGGAAUUUUUUGCAUUUGACCGAGAGUUUUUGGAGACUUUACAGAAUGACUUAGACCGUAUGCAUCUGCCAGAUUCUAUUCGGUGGCGUAUCCAAGCUGUGAUGCCUAUACUCCUUCCCUCUAAGCGGUGCUCUUUCUCCUGCCAGCCGCCGCCAGUUUCACUUUCUUCUCUCACUUGUCUUCAACCCGGCAAUACAAAUUCUGGGUUUAACUCCACUAGUUCAACUACUCAAAGGAACCCUGUUCUAUCAAGGGUUGCACCCAAUGCAUCAGGGAAGUCUAAACAACCAGACAACGACUUUGAAAUUGAUCCUUGGACGCUCUUAGAAGAUGGUGCAGGAUCUUGCCCUUCUACUAGUAAUACUGCAAGCAUAGGAAGUGGCGACCAUGUGAAUAUUCGAGCUGCCAGCUGGCUGAAAGGGGCUGUGAGGGUUAGACGGACAGACCUUACAUAUGUUGGUCCUGUGGAUGAUGAUAGUUGAUUAACAAUAUUUUUUAUUGGUUUUGAUUGGAGCAUGCAAACCCCUCGGCAGCCGCGCUUGCGGUUUACAUGAUCUAUUUUGAUGCAUGGAUGGCAUGAAGAUGCUGUUUUGUGCUUGCUUUGAAGGGAAGCUGUUUUGAGAGAUGGGUGAAGGGAUGUGCUCACAGCUCAGCUUGAUAGUUCAGGCCUGGUUGACUGCUAACAUUUUGAUCUGGAUUGUGCACUUGCAGGCACAGUUCAGAGGCUUGUUGUAUAUAUAGGGAUGGUGAUCUGAGUAAGUUAUAUCUAUAGCUGUUCCCUGCCCAUUAUUUAUGUGUAAUGCACGCUUGUGUGCGUACUGUGUAUAUCAUCAUCUUUUAGGGGCACCAGCAGCACUCAACCAUUGUUUCUCCCUAUAUAUUUAGAUUACCAAAGUUACAUGCUUCAUCUGCUGCAGCAUUCAAUUGUUUGUUGGCAAGUCCAGAGAUAACUUAAUUUCUGCCUCAGUUUUGUCAGGGAAAAAAUUGUGCAUGCCCGAGUAGCAAGGGAAUGAAUUGGGUUGGAUUUGAUCA